GUGAGAAGUAUACAACGGUCAUCUCUCCCACAUUUGAGCCUGAAACCUAUUGGUAAGCUGAGUAGAUUAGGUUUAGGGUUAAUAUUGAGUAAUGUGUGUGUGUAUCUGCUAAGUAGAUUAGGUGUGUAUAUGGUAAGCUGAGUAUAUUAGGUUUAGGGUUAAUAUUGAGUAAUAUGUGUGUGUAUGGUAAGCUGAGUAGAUUAGGAUUAUGUGUGUAUAUGGUAAGCUUGCUAAUUGGUUUAUGUAAUUGUAGGUUUGGUCAUGACAAUUGUAAGCUGACCCGGAAGAUCACAAAGGUAUUCACAAACAAGUUUAAUGGGCCAUAUUACAAUUGGAGCUGUGUACCUACUGAAAGAAGACACAAAUACUUCCUCGAAUUCGCGGUAAAUUAACUUCUAUUGUUUGUAUCCAUUUGGUUUGGUUUGGUUGUUUGAUCGCUAACAUCAAACUCUCCUCUUGUUUUGUAGAAAACACACACAUGGCAUCCAUCACUGACCGGUGUAAUUGAAGAGAAAUUCUACAAAAUAUGUCAGCUGCGUAUGAAGGACAUGGUUUCUAAGGCUUGCUCAAAACGAGCCACUGAGAGACCGCCAUGGAUUGAGAAGACAUUGUGGAAGGAAAUGUGUGAGUAUUGGGACACAGAAGAAGCCCUUGCCAAGAGUUCAACCACAUCAGCAGCUCGAAUGUCUGACCGUAAUGGUCUUGGUCCUCACAAGCAUGUAUCGGGGCCAAAGUCUUUCUUACAAAUCGAGCAAGAGAUGGUAAGUUACAUCAAGCACUCUUGUUUAUUUACAUAAUGGUUUUCCUUAAGAAUUUGAAUUUUUUUGUGAACAACAUUUCAGGAAAUUGAGCUGGGAAGACCACCUACUAUUGGUGAGAUAUUCAUUAGGACUCAUACCAAAAAAGAUGGGAGUUUUGUUGAUAGGAAGGCGCAGGAAAUUCAUGAGGCAUAUUUGAAGAACAAGGAAGCUAAGUUGGCUGCCCUUGUGAAUGAUGAAGGGUCUGAUGGUACAUCCCGUCGAUCAGAACUAUCUCAAGAGGAGGAUGAUGAGAUCUUCCUUCUGGUAAUGUGGUUGAUCCUCUUUUUUUUUAUUAUUAUUAUCACUUACUUCAUCUUUUAAGAACUAAUCCUCUUGUCUUUUUUUUGCAGUCAACUGUCACAAACGAGAGAGGGGUAUACUUCGGAAUGGGAAGCUUAGGGAGGUACAUCAAUGGGAAGAGGAAGUACCCAGGAAGCAAUUCUGCUUUCACUUCCUUGCAGUCACAGCUUGAGGAAGCCAACCGCAAGAUAGAAGAACAAGCGACUCUCCAAGCACAUCGGGAGGCAGAGGCAUUGCGGGUGAAAGCUGAGCAAGCAGAGAUCAAGCGUGUUGCUAAUGAGCAACAAGCAGAGAUCAAACACUUGAGGAUGGUGAAGAAGUACUUGACCGAAACUGACCCCAAGUUUCUCGCCUUCCUCGAGUCUGCUUCAGAAGAUCAAACAGAAGAGUUCCAGACUGCUAAUGCUUCACAAGAUCAAGCCGAGGAGUGAACAUCUCAUCUCCCCUUCCUU
Messenger RNA from Arabidopsis lyrata subsp. lyrata, 1552 nucleotides. RefSeq lists its product as uncharacterized. The transcript has a single exon. Bases 1187 to 1531 code for a protein of 114 amino acids. Lineage: Eukaryota; Viridiplantae; Streptophyta; Magnoliopsida; Brassicales; Brassicaceae. The record is from RefSeq and is a predicted model, not a curated record.